Molecule: messenger RNA, 4569 nt
Organism: Diprion similis
Lineage: Eukaryota; Metazoa; Arthropoda; Insecta; Hymenoptera; Diprionidae
Product: lysocardiolipin acyltransferase 1-like
Exons: 5
Coding region: 167-1258 (363 amino acids)
Cellular component (GO): endomembrane system
Molecular function (GO): acyltransferase activity
Source: RefSeq, a predicted model, not a curated record
UCAGAUAAGAGUAGAGCAGGGGGAUGAGUGUGCUUUCACGGAGGGGUGAGUUGAGGGAAGCCCCUCUGGCAGUCCUAGGGGGAAGCCAAAUCAAGGCUCUACUCCUAGAGUAAAUUAGUUAGUGUCAAGUUCUGAUGUCAGUGAGAAGUGGAGUGUGUAAAUUGUAAUGCGAGCGCUGUUGCGCGGAGCACUCUACUGUGCUUUGUGGUACGGCAGCAUCGUCGCUGGAUUUUUAUUCAUAGCAUGCCCACUUUUGCCUGUAUUACUGCUGAGCCCUAUAAGAUUUCGAAAAUGUGCAGAUUUGCUAUUCUCAUGUUGGGAACUUUAUCCAACGGGAUUACUCGAGUUAUUCGGUGUAAAGAUUCUGGUAUCCGGAGAUCACAUUUCCCCUUAUGAAUCAGCCAUUCUUGUUAUGAACCAUCGAACCAGAGUUGAUUGGAAUUUCCUAUGGGCAGCAAUGUACCAGGCAUGUAUGCCAGAAGUUGCUGCUCAUAAAUUAAAAUUCAUUCUUAAAGACCCCAUUCGACAUAUUCCAGGGCCAGGGUGGGUGAUGCAGAUGAACGGCUUCCUUUACAUAACGCGACACUGGGAGGAAGACCGAGGACGUUUGUCAAACUCACUGAAUUAUUUAGUGGCGCUAGGCAGGCGUUGCCAACUUUUAAUAUUCCCGGAAGGGACAGAUUUGACUCCAAAUAGCAAAGAAAAGUCAGACAACUACGCAACCAAACAUGGUUUGCCAAAAUAUCACUACACGUUGCAUCCAAAAACAACCGGGUUCAGUUACUUGGCACGUCAUCUUCACCAGGCUCAGUACCUUGAUGCUGUUUACGAUCUGACAAUAGCAUAUCCUGACUAUGUACCACAAUCAGAGGUGGAUCUAGUAAGGGGAAAAUUACCUAAGGAAGUCCAUUUCCACGUCAAGCGUAUUCCUGCUUCCGAUGUUCCAAUGGAUGACUUGAUGCUGCGACAGUGGCUGGAGAAGAGGUGGCAUCAAAAAGAAACAACUCUCAAAGAAUUCUCCAAAGAGAAAGCUUUUCCAGCUAAAGUGUGGCCAAUGGCUUCUUCAUUGCCUCUGAGAGCGGCUAUUGGAUUUUGGAGUUUGCUAACAGGUGCAACAAUCUUGUUGCUCAUUAUUUCUCCGUUAUUUCAACUAUGGGCUUUGGUACAUUCAGCUUUAUUUGUUGCCCUCUCCUUGUUCAGCACUGGUUUCAAUCAAAUUGAAAUGGGAUGGUAUUGGCGCUGGAAAACUCAAAGUUAAGAAAACGUAUUUGGGUAUAAUAGCAUUGUGAGCAGAAUUUUUUUUUUUCAUCUGCGGAAAACUUGGUGCCACAACAUUCUAUGUUGCACCAUGAUGAAACGCAGAUGACUACAGAGGCAAGUAGAUGUCACUAUAAAUUUUUCUAAAUUGCGAGCUAUCUCCUGAACUCUAUCACUAUUCAAUCAGAUUGAAAUGUUUUAAUUGUUAGCAGGCACUAGGUUUCGCAUUCUAAGAAACAGUAACAAGGUGUGAGAAAAUUCGUAAACGCAUAUGAUGUUUAACUACAUGGAAUAAUAUGCAAACACUUGCUACGAAACGUUAUUUUUCUUAAUUAAUGGCUUUUGAAGCAGUUUUAAAAUUUUUUACAGCUUUUUAAAUUAAUUUAUUUUAGUACAUUUGAUGUACACCUACUGCGAAAGAUAUUUAUCUUGAACAGUGUUGAGAAUUAGUAUUUUUUAAUGCAACAGUUAUAUACUUACAAACAUCCAUCGAGUCUUCUUGAGUUUUACUGAGACUUUCUAUGGAGUGUUGACAGCAUGACUGCAUAAUAUACGAAUAAGAGAAUUGCUUGGUAUUUCGUACACAUUGGAAGUUGAUUUCUAGUUUUCACACCUACCCGAACACUUGAACGUGCCCUUAAAAUUUUAUACUAGUAGUAGAAGUAAGAUAACUGAAAAAUUUAUUUUCUUCUCUCAUUCAUCAUUUAGAAUUCAACUCGCAGAGUGGCAUUGAGUGUAAUUUCGUUGAUUGCAGUUAUUUUAGCCCAACACAUUCAAAAUUUAGUUUAUUUAUCCAGCAAUGAAAAAAGGGUGCUUACUAGCAUCACGUGCAAUUUUAUAAACAAUUAUUGCAUUUCGGAAAUAUAUUGUAAAUUUAAUAAUGGGCUUCAUCUAUUCGCUUGAUCAACUACACGUACUUUUCACAAUCGAUGACUGCGCAACAGUACACCCCAAAGUUUAAACUCAUUUUAAUAUAUUAAAGACGAUAUCAGUAAUAGUGUUCGAUAAUAACCACAAACAAUGCCAAAUAAUUUUGGUUUUCAAGCACUCACUGUUACACUAUUAUUUCCGCCAGUGAUAUCCGCAGCUCAAUCUAAUUAGUUGUGUACUACGUAAUAUAAAUUUAAGACGUUUUGCGACCCUUGUUGACCUGUUAUUUUAUGAUCAAUUGUAGGAUCGCCUCAUAUCCUGUUUGAAUUUCGAUACACAGAGUGUAUUUACAUUUUAAAGAAUAGCUUAUAGUAAAAUUUUAUCCAAUAUACUAUAUAUAUAUACUAUUUUAAGCAUCCAAAUACAACAUCUCUCGAUUGAUGCUCGGAAAAAAUACAAUUAACACUUGGCGACAUGGAAAACUCAACCAGAUAUUUGUUAAAAAACCAAAUAUGUGUAGUCAUUUGAAAUAGAUAAAUUACACAGUCAUAAUUGUGAACAUGAGAUCUAACACAUAUUUAAUUCAUCUGUCACCAUUAUCCAUCAAUAUUGUUUGUAAUUCUAAUUAUCAGAUAAUCCUGAAAAUUUUUUAUUUCAUUUGUCAUAAAAAUAUUAGCCAUGAAUAGUACUUCGAUAAUCUAGUGAUAUAAAAUACAGCUGUACAUAAGAUUCACCAGGUGUUAAUUGCAGCUUCAGCGAGAUCAGCAUUCUAAAAUAUACGUAUUGGAAGCUCAGACAGAGAAUAUAUUUUUUCCGUAGUUCUAGCAUAUCUCGUAAAAUAAGAAAAAGUGAAUUCACGUGCCAAAGAAGCAACUAUGGUCGACGACACUUCUCUAUUAGCUCAACAGGUUCAAUUUAUUGUGUAAAAUUGGCUUCAUGCGUACUUGAAAAUAGUAUUUGUGUUUUUUUUUUUCACAGAAAAAACAGCAUAAUAUUUUUCCAACAAUAAAUUGAGUAAAUAACAAUUAACAAGUAAAUGUUUUUCAAGUGCGAUUCAUAAAUUAUUUCAUUAAAUCUAUUGAGUGAUAGUGAUGAAUUUAAGUGUUGGGACCAGAAUAGGUUGCAGUAUGUAUUAAUAGAAAAAUCUCUAAUAGAUAUCUUGUACUGUUUGUAAAUUAGCACCACCAUACAUAUAAAUAUCUAAGCAGUUAACUAGAUUGAAUGAUAUAACAACUACAAUGUGUAUGUAUAUAAAAAUAUAUAAGAAUGCUCGAGCAUCUUUAGCUACAUAAAUGUAUCUUGUUAAUUAUAUAUUCGUCAUUCAAAAUAGACAGAAAUUACUUGUAUUGGUGUUAGUAAGGGAUGGGCCAAGUGUUCAUGCAAUUAUACUAAUCCUAAGUGUGUACAAACCUGAUAGGGUAAAUUCAUUUAAACUCUAAUGGCGUUAAGGCAAUAUCUUCUAUAGCAACAGAAGUGAUGUACAAAGUUCGAUAAUACAGAUCCAAAGAUAUUCAAAGCAGCACUCUUUGCACGUGUGAUUAAAGAAGAACAUUUUAGUUUUACUGUAUAGAGAAAUAGAACGUAACGGGAAAAACAUGCUUAAGAUUAGUCAUUAUUUAAAAGUGUAUCAGCCGACCCUUAGAAUUCUCUGUAGCAAAAUGAAGAACAUUGAAAUUCAUUUUGGUUUCGAAUCCUGUGAUAAUGAAACUUCGUGUUCAUAUACUAAAAACUUUUUGGCAAUUGAAAAUAUCAUCAUCUAGAAGCGUCUGUCUAGUAUAUUUUUUGUUUUAACAGAUCAAUUUUAUUCUUAGAAAUCAUAUCUCAGUGAUAUUUUCUUUUCAUUUCACAAAUAUAACACAAAAGUUGAUCAUUACAUGACAGAUGCAUUCGGCAUUAUAAGAAUUCAAUGGCAUACCAUUGAUUCAUGUCACUUUUUGUUUUAAAACUCGGACAUUAUCCAAAACAAAAUCAGCAAUCGAAUAAAUUAGGUCUGCUCAAUGUGAAUGAAUAGUUUUAUCGUUAGUUAGGGAUAAAUGAUAAAUAAUAAUCUGUUUUCAAUCGAUAUUUAUUUUCUUCGAUAGAAGAAGACAUGUUGAACAAUCUCGUACUAUCACUGAUACUCAGGCAUACUUAUGAACGAUAAGUAUGUUGAUAUUACACAGUUUUACGUGUGUUACAUGUUUUUCGUUUCAUGUGCCUGUAACCUAUUAAUAUUUCAAUUCUAAUGAACUUACUUUCAUGUAUGAUAGCAAAAACGUGUAAUUGUGACAUGUAUAGUCAAAAGUUAAAUACUUUAAAUCAAUGCAAUUAAUGGAUUCAGUGUAAAUUUUUCAUUCAAUUAAAAUCAUGUUUCUGUGCACUCGAUGUAUGUACAUGUAUGUAUCUCAUUUUAAAAUCAAAAGUGCAACACGAAUCCGCUCACAAUUUCCUCUCCAUAGUCCC